Cyphellophora attinorum is the source of this 1941-nucleotide messenger RNA. Its product is annotated as Very long-chain acyl-CoA synthetase. Gene Ontology annotation, molecular function: long-chain fatty acid transmembrane transporter activity; long-chain fatty acid-CoA ligase activity. The transcript has a single exon. The record is from RefSeq and is a predicted model, not a curated record. Lineage: Eukaryota; Fungi; Ascomycota; Eurotiomycetes; Chaetothyriales; Cyphellophoraceae. The coding region runs from base 1 to 1941 and encodes 646 amino acids.
AUGGCUUCGUCACAGGCAGGCCAAGUCGCGACGGCGGCGGCAACUGCCCUCAUUGCCGGACUGGGCCUCAACUCCUACUUCGGCAUCAGCAAAGACAUCACGCAGAUUCGCUUCAACAAGCAAUUCAACAAGCUCCUGACCGCCCACAUCCAGCGAGCUGGACCUCAAGCAACAUGUCUCUACCGACUGCUCGAGCUCGCCGAUCCUCAUGCGGACGCUGUCUUUUUCGAAGGUCGCAGCUGGACCUAUGCCGCGAUGAAGCGUGAGGUUGCAGCUAUUGCGCUUGGCCUUCGGUCUCAAGGUGUCAAGAAUAACGACGUAGUGGGCGUCUUCAUGACCAACUCGCCCGAGAUGCUGUUCACCAUUCACGCUCUGUCCAAACUUGGCGCGAUCCCUGCUCUCAUGAACAGCAACCUCCGCGACGACACUCUGCUUCAUUGUGUGCAGGUUGCCGACAGUAAUAUGGUGAUCAGCACACCAGACAUUGCGACACAUGCUGCCAACGCUGCUUCCAGGGUCAAGUCUGGCUCCGACCAAGUUCGUGUCUUCAGCUUGAACCUGGGCUCCUUUACUGCUGGAGGGGACACCGGCUCCGCCGAGAUGUUCCCAUAUCCUUCUGGCCCAAUCAUCGACGACAUCACAACACCUCCCAAAACGAUGGCCGACCGUGCAGCCUUCAUCUUCACCUCCGGUACAACCGGCAAGCCGAAAGCUUGCAGCGUCAAGAAUGCUCUCAUGAUGGUCACCUCGUGCCCCUCACCCUGGGACCAACCUGGCGAGUACGGCGUCAGAGACUCGAGGUAUCCACCAAUGCGUGUCUUUUCAUGCAUGCCGAUGUUCCACGGCACGACGUUCUUCACAGGCGUGAACCAGGCUGUUGGGAGUUCAGGCUGCUUCUGCAUCUCACGCAAGUUCAGUGCGAGGAACUACUGGCAGGAAGUCACAGCGGCGCGUGCGGACCGGAUUCUGUAUGUUGGCGAAUUAUGCCGGUUUCUGCUGGCCACACCGGAAGGCGAGUAUGAUCGGAAGCAUAACGUCAAGGUGGCUAGUGGAAAUGGUCUGCAGCGGGAUGUAUGGGUUGCAUUUCAGAAGCGCUUUGGCGUGGAAGAGAUCAGAGAGUUCUACCGGAGUACGGAAGGCUUGGUCAAGUAUGAUAAUCGGCACUUCCAGAGGCAGGGUUACACAGGAGCGGGACGCGUAGGGUACCGUGGGACACUUUUGAGAAAGCGGGAGGUCAAGGAACAGGCCAUCCUGAGAUUCGACUAUGAUUCUGAAGAGCCUGUAAGGGAUCCUCAGACCGGCUUCUGUAUAGUGGCGGACAGAGAUGAGCCAGGCGAAGCGGUUGCGAAGAUCGCGAGUAUGGCCACCUAUACGGACUAUCACAACAACGCUGAGGCGACAGAGAAGAAGCUUUUGAGGAAUGUCUUCGAAAAGGGCGAUGUCUGGCAGCGCUCAGGAGAUCUGCUGGUUGUGCAAAAUGACGGCUGGGUGAGAUUCGUGGACCGGAUAGGCGACACCUUCCGAUGGAAGGGCGAGAAUGUGUCAGCUGGAGAGAUCAGAGCGUUUAUCUCGGAUUUCGACGAGGUCCAGGACGCAGUGGUCGUCGGAAAGGUGCUGAAAGGAUAUGAUGGGCAAGCUGGCGUGGCUGCUUUGAGCUUAUUGUGUACGACCAGAGAAGAGGAGGCGCUAUUUAUGGAUGGGCUGUAUCCUCGGCUGAAGGCAAAGGGUGUGCCACACUAUGCCUUCCCGAGGCUGGUGGCCAUCACGGACGAGGUGAAGGUAGGGGACACAUUCAAGCACGCAAAGCAGAUCGUGAAAGCCUUGCUCUGGUCGGACGUUUCCGAUGGCAAGAAGUAUUGGCUCGAUGUGAAAGGCGAACGAUAUGUGCCGUUGAACGAGAUGAGCUGGGCAGAUAUCGACGGUGGGAGAGCAAAGCUGUGA